AGGCCGCGGGAGGAGGAGGAGCGGAGGCGCGGGCCCCGGGGAGCGGGCUGGGUUUGGCGCGGCUGCCCCUGAAGAUGGCGGCGGUUGAGGCGGGCGCUGCUCCGGGCGGCGGGAGCUGCCCGCCGGCGGGCGGCGGCUCCGUGCCCGUCCUCUUCUGCUUCUCCGUUUUCGCUCGGCCCUCCAGCGUGCCCCACGGCGCCGGCUACGAGCUGCUGAUCCAGAAGUUCAUCAGCCUCUACGGCGACCAGAUAGACGUGCACCGCAAGUUCGUGGUGCAGCUCUUCGCUGAGGAGUGGAGCCAGUACAUUGACCUGCCCAAGGGCUUCCUGGUCAGCGAGCGCUGCAAGGUGCGCCUGGUGCCGCUGCAGAUACAGAUGACUACUUUGGGCAACCUUAUACCCUCAAGCACUGUGUUCUUUUGUUGUGAUAUGCAAGAGCGAUUCCGGCCUGCCAUCAAAUAUUUUGGGGAUAUCAUCAGUGUGGGCCAGCGGCUGCUCCAGGGUGCACGGCUCUUAGGAAUUCCUGUUAUUGUAACUGAACAGUAUCCAAAAGGUCUUGGCAGUACUGUGCAAGAAAUUGAUUUAACAGGAGCUAAACUUGUGCUUCCCAAAACAAAAUUUUCAAUGGUGUUGCCAGAAGUUGAAGCAGCCUUAGCAGAGAUCCCUGGAGUCCGCAGUAUUGUCCUGUUUGGAGUAGAAACUCAUGUGUGCAUCCAGCAAACAGCAUUGGAAUUAGUUGGCAGAGGUCUGGAAGUUCAUAUUGUAGCUGAUGCCACCUCGUCAAGAAGUAUGAUGGACAGAAUGUUUGCUCUUGAGCGUCUUGCUCGUACUGGAAUUAUAGUCACUACUAGUGAAGCUAUAUUGCUGCAGCUGGUAGCUGAUAAAGAACAUCCAAAAUUCAAAGAAAUCCAAAAUCUCAUUAAAGCCAGUGCCCCUGAGUCAGGGCUCCUCUCCAAAGUUUAAAGAGGAUGUGAAGGAAGUGGAUCUCAUUGACAACUUUAAGGAGGAAGGAAAGCUGUAAGCUCACAUCUGCAGCUUCUUUCACUCAAAGUUGGUAGAAGUGUAAGAUUAAAAAUUGCCAUACUCAUGCUUGCCUCAGAAAAAUUGUCUGGUUAUACAUCUGAGUGCCAGUAUGUUAUAUUUAGUUACAGCUGUCAGAGGCUUUGGAUACUAUUGGACCGUUUGUUGUAAAAUUUCAUUAUUUAAAAAAGAAAUAAAUUGACAGUUUAUACUGUACUCUGAUUGUAACAGCUCCAAAAAGUACGUAUUUCUGUGACAUCUCUUGACUGUCCGCUUUGUUAAAGCGUUCUGUGAUACUCUGUUUUACUUUUGUAUUAAUAGAAGGUGAUUACAUAUUGGAUAAAUGUGAUGUGGUACACUUCAAUUUGCUAUAUAAAUGAAGUAAGCCGAGUAAGAUAUAUUUACUACAUGUGACCUUUUGUUCCCCAGGAUAAAGUUUAAAGCACUUUGCUUUCUAGAGGAGACAUGUAGAUCAAGCAGACACUAAUGUUUGAUUGCUCUCGUUAGCCUGCAAAAUGACUUUCAAUUAUUCUGAAAUUGACUGCCCAACCCUGUACUUCACUUUAAUUUACACAAAAUGAAAACUUCAAUUUAAUGAGUUCUUUAUCAACAACUAUUAUAAAGUGCUUUAGAACUAGGAGAUUACCUAAAUUUUAAAUAAAUUGGCAAUGCUAAUUUAUUUAAAUUAGCUUUUUGGCUCUUAGUGAUGAAUCUUUUACUGUAUUUAGAUUUAUUUUGGAGGUUUUUUUACCUCAUUUUAGUUAGAUUGGAUAAUUCCAUAUGAUUUACUCAUUUACAGAAGUAAGCUCUAAAAGAAACCUCAGCUUCUCUAGGUUUUUGUGCUUUUUUGUGGGCUUAGUUGGGUGGAGUUUGAAUGGAAUCUGUCUUAAAAGCAUUCUUCAGAAAAAUAGCAUCUUUAACUUAGUUGUAUACAUACAUAUAUGCUAUCUAGAAUCAAUAUUUUAGCACGAUUGUUCAUCAAUGCACUUCCUUCAUGUUCCAGUGGUUUAAACAAUGUUAUGUAAAGCUUACAGUGUGACGGAGACUUUUUUUUUAAAGAGUACUAGAAGAUGUCAUACUGAACACUGAUCUUUCUGGUAGAAAACCAAUUAGAGUAUAUGUAUUGUUUUAAAUUGUGUAUUUUCCCCACAAGAUGGCUCUAAAAUAAUUGUUUCAGAGUUAUAACCUUUAUAAGUUAAAAAAAAAAAUAAAAUGUUAAUAUGUGCUGUCUCCAUUAA
Messenger RNA from Apus apus (common swift), 2257 nucleotides. RefSeq names its product isochorismatase domain containing 1 (gene ISOC1). Lineage: Eukaryota; Metazoa; Chordata; Aves; Apodiformes; Apodidae. Bases 75 to 962 code for a protein of 295 amino acids. The record is from RefSeq and is a predicted model, not a curated record. The transcript is spliced from 5 exons. Gene Ontology annotation, cellular component: cytoplasm.